AUGGCGUCUCCGGCCAACUUACCCCACUACCUCACCUCCAAAUUCAAGAAAACCAAUUUAUUCUACUUGGCCAUGAUCGCCGUUUUAUGUUCUUUAUGUUAUAUGAUCGGAAUUUGGCAGCACGGCGGUUUAAAAGUCUCCUCCGCCACCAACUCGGCCUCAUCAUCGUCAUCGGUCGCCGGCGACGGAUUUUCCGUUCCCGAACUGUCAUGCAACUUGAGUGAAAACAACGCCGUAUCAAACAGCGUUGGCCGGAAGCAGCAGCCAUUGGCUUCCGUGACGCUUGACUUCGCCGCCCACCACAGCGCGGACGACCUCGUCGAGCUGCCGACGACGGAGGCGCGUGAGGAUCAGUUCUCCCCAUGCAAACCGGAGUUGUCCGAGUACACGCCGUGUGAAGACCAGAACCGGUCGCUGAAGUUCGACCGUGACAUGCUGGUGUACCGGGAGAGGCAUUGCCCGGAGAAGAGCGAGUUGCUCAAGUGCCGGAUUCCGGCGCCGUACGGGUACAAGACGCCGUUCCGGUGGCCGGAGAGCCGGGACAUGGUGUGGUACGCGAAUGUGCCACAUAAGCACCUGACGGUCGAGAAGGCGAACCAGAAUUGGGUCCGGUUCGAAGGUGACCGGUUCACUUUCCCGGGCGGUGGGACCAUGUUUCCACGUGGCGCUAAGGCCUACAUUGAUGACAUCGGCAAGCUGAUCAACCUCAAGGAUGGAUCUAUCAGGACGGCCGUUGACACCGGUUGCGGGGUUGCCAGUUGGGGUGCAUAUCUAUUCAAUAGAAACAUUAUAAGCAUAUCGAUUGCUCCUCGAGAUAAUAAUCAUGUAGCACAAGUUCAGUUUGCUCUUGAGCGCGGAGUUCCUGCAUUGAUUGGGGUAUUAGCCUCCAUUAGGCUACCAUACCCUUCAAGAGCUUUUGAUAUGGCUCAUUGUUCUAGAUGCCUUAUUCCAUGGGGAAAAUUCGAUGGGGUAUACUUAACAGAAAUUGAUAGAAUUUUACGUCCUGGAGGCUACUGGAUUCUUUCUGGACCUCCUAUAAACUGGGAAAAUCGUUGGAAGGGAUGGGAAAGAACACCUGAAGACUUGAAAGCGGAACAAGAUGGAAUUGAGGAUGUUGCAAAAAGCUUAUGCUGGAAGAAGGUGGCACAGAAGAAUGAUUUAGCCAUUUGGCAGAAGCCAACAAAUCAUAAGCACUGCAUUGUCAACAGGAAGGUGUUCAAGAAGCCCCAGUUCUGCAAAGCACAAGAUCCGGACAGAGCAUGGUACACAAAAAUGGAAACCUGCAUCACUCCUCUCCCUGAAGUGUCCGACAUUAAAGAAAUAGCUGGAGGACCCCUAGCAAAUUGGCCAGAGAGACUAACAGCCAUUCCUCCAAGAAUUGCGAGUGGAAGCUUAGAGGGUAUCACCGUAGAGACCUUUGAAGCAGAUACAAAGUUGUGGAAGAAGCGAGUCGCACAUUACAAGGCCGUAGAUUCUCAGUUAGGAGAGCAAGGAAGGUACAGAAACUUGCUUGACAUGAAUGCUCACUUGGGUGGAUUUGCUGCGGCUUUGGUUAAUGAUCCAGUAUGGGUAAUGAAUGUCGUUCCCGUGGAGGCGUCAGUGGAUACCCUUGGAGUCAUUUAUGAACGUGGGUUAAUCGGAACGUAUCAGAACUGGUGUGAAGCCAUGUCUACUUACCCCAGAACCUACGAUUUCAUUCAUGCUGACUCAGUUUUUAGCCUCUACGAUGGCAGGUGUGAAAUAGAAGACAUCCUAUUAGAAAUGGACAGGAUCUUACGGCCACAAGGUAGCAUUAUAAUCCGAGAUGAUGUCGAUGUAUUGGUAAACGUUAAAGCCGUCGUAGACAGACUUCAAUGGCAAUCCAGAAUGGCAGACCAUGAAGAUGGUCCUCAUGUGAGGGAAAAGCUUCUAGUUGCGGUUAAGGAGUAUUGGACAUCCCCUGCAACCAGUGAAGGUCAAUGA
Oldenlandia corymbosa var. corymbosa is the source of this 1962-nucleotide messenger RNA. The record is from the annotation of a GenBank genome assembly. NCBI's taxonomy places the organism in Eukaryota, Viridiplantae, Streptophyta, Magnoliopsida, Gentianales, Rubiaceae.